GGUUGUCAUGACAUGUGAUCAUUUAUUUAAAAAAAUCUUUCAGUAUUUUCUGUUUAAUGAUGAAUAAUAAGCGAAAGGCGUCGGGAUCUUUAAAAAAGAAACGCUAUGAAAAGAUUGAAUUUCUUGGAGAAGGUCAAUUCGCCACUGUAUAUAAGGCUCGAGAUGUUCAAACAGAACAAAUUGUAGCCGUCAAAAAGAUUAAACUUGGAUCUCGAUAUGAGGUACGAGAUGGAAUCAAUCGGACGGCGCUUAGAGAAAUCAAGAUUUUGCAAGAGUUGUCUCAUGAAAACAUAAUAGGGCUAUUAGAUGUAUUUGGUCAUGUUUCCGAAAUAUCACUUGUUUUCGACUACAUGAUCACUGACCUAGAAGUAAUCAUAAAAGAUACAAACAUAUUUUUGACUCCUGCCAAUGUUAAAUCAUACAUAAUAAUGACCCUUAAAGGUCUUGAAUAUCUGCACGCCAAAUGGAUUUUACAUCGUGAUCUCAAACCUAACAAUCUGCUAAUCGAUGGGAAUGGCGUACUUAAAAUUGGUGAUUUCGGUUUAGCCAAAUCUUUUGGAUCACCAACGAGAGUACUGACAAAUCAGGUUGUAACUCGUUGGUAUCGUGCUCCAGAAUUAUUAUACGGUGCUCGAAUGUAUGGUACAGGUGUCGAUAUAUGGGCAGUUGGUUGUAUCAUAGCUGAACUAGUCAUACGGCUUCCUUUUUUCCAAGGUCAAACUGACCUAGAUCAAUUGCUUAAAAUAUUCCAGGUGACGGGCACACCAAAUGAGACAAAUUGGCCCGGUGUGACAAAUUUACCUGAUUACGUUAAAUUUAAAGUGAAUGAACCAGUGCCGUUCGAAAAUAUAUUCACGGCUAUCAAAGAAGAUUUAAUACAAGUUCUAAAAUCGAUGCUGGCAUUGGAUCCUACUCGUCGAUGCACGUGCUCACAAGCAUUACAAAUGGCCUAUUUUCAUAAUGAUCCACCUCCAACUCCUGCACAUUUAUUGCCCAAAGUGAAAAGUGAAACGUCUUCUGAAGCUACCGCAAUCAUUGAUCAAACGGGCGAACCAACAUUGAGUGGUACUAAAAGAGCCGGUCUUUUUAGCUUGGAUAAUGUAAUAGCGCCACCGCAUGUAAAACGAUUAAAUUUUGAUGAUGAUUAAUAUGAAUGAUUGUUAUGUAAUUAUAAUGAUUGACAUGCAACAAUAAA
This is a messenger RNA of Dermatophagoides pteronyssinus (European house dust mite), 1195 nucleotides long. Its product is annotated as cyclin-dependent kinase 7-like. Gene Ontology annotation, biological process: protein phosphorylation; positive regulation of transcription by RNA polymerase II. Lineage: Eukaryota; Metazoa; Arthropoda; Arachnida; Sarcoptiformes; Pyroglyphidae. Gene Ontology annotation, cellular component: transcription factor TFIIH holo complex; nucleus; cytoplasm. The record is from RefSeq and is a predicted model, not a curated record. Gene Ontology annotation, molecular function: ATP binding; RNA polymerase II CTD heptapeptide repeat kinase activity; cyclin-dependent protein serine/threonine kinase activity.